Messenger RNA from Aspergillus ibericus CBS 121593, 572 nucleotides. RefSeq lists its product as uncharacterized. The record is from RefSeq and is a predicted model, not a curated record. The transcript has a single exon. The coding region runs from base 127 to 507 and encodes 126 amino acids. NCBI's taxonomy places the organism in Eukaryota, Fungi, Ascomycota, Eurotiomycetes, Eurotiales, Aspergillaceae.
CCCCCACUCUCCUACCAAGUACUAGAUCCCGUCUUCCCUCCCUCCCGCCUGGGGCCGUUCCGGGACGGCUUACUAGAUAGUCGGCACUACUUCCUAGCCUGAGAUAUAUUACGGAGUACGUUUACUAUGAUUACCGGAGAGGAGGGCUAUUGUCUACACGAUAGGGAUGCGAGUGCGGUGGUGAGAGUGUGUGGGUGUUUGAUGCGACAGAAAGUUUCCCUGGAGGUUGGUAAAGGUCUGGUGAUGUCUGGGCUUGCUUGGCUGACAGCGUUGAUUGAUACUAGGUCGCUACGUCACAAGAACAAGGGGGAGCUAAUUGAUGGAGUGAGAUAUCUUAGUUUGGCAAUUAUAGUAUGUAUUGUGAUCGUGGGUCUGACAGCAAACAUGUCGGGACUCGGCAGCGUGGGAACACAGGAACGCUUCCCGAAAGGGACGAUUUCCGGAGGAACUUGGCAUUGUUUGAGGGGAGAUGCAGGCGCUAAUCUUGAUAAAACACUGCAGACUUAGUGCCAUUCUGACAAAUCGUUUAGUUCGAGGCGGUCUAGAGCAGACGGUGCGAAUUCAAAUGGUCG